Drosophila ananassae is the source of this 4253-nucleotide messenger RNA. RefSeq names its product chorion transcription factor Cf2 (gene Cf2). The transcript is spliced from 4 exons. Lineage: Eukaryota; Metazoa; Arthropoda; Insecta; Diptera; Drosophilidae. The record is from RefSeq and is a predicted model, not a curated record. Gene Ontology annotation, molecular function: DNA-binding transcription factor activity; RNA polymerase II cis-regulatory region sequence-specific DNA binding. Gene Ontology annotation, biological process: regulation of transcription by RNA polymerase II. Bases 536 to 2080 code for a protein of 514 amino acids.
UUAUUUGACUUAAUUACAAUUUUUUAUUUAACACAAAAAUUUACUUUGUAACAAAAAGCAUUUAUUUUUAAAAUGUCCUCGUAAUUUCCUCGUAAAUUUGGAUAAAAAUAUUUCCAAUUGCCCACCAGUGCUGCCCAUUCAGAAUCAUCCGACCAGUGCUGCCAGAAAACUUUCGAUACCAGUACUCGAUACUUUUUGUUGUAGUUGUACAUUUUUCGCCAAAAAUAAUAAUAAAAAGUGAAAAAUUUUUUUUGUUAAUACACUUUUUUUGUUGUACAAAGAAAAAAUGUUAUUAAACUGAUUGGCCGCCCAGCAUCGUCGUCGGAUUUUCGUCCCCCACCUCCAAAAGGAAUAAGAACGGCCGCCAGGAACGACAAAAGUGCAAUAAUAAAUACGUGCUAGUGCUAGCGCUGCGCCUUCUCUCGCUUUAACCGCCAAACGCCUCCUCCGCCACUAACCCGCUCCAAAAAACGAUAAACCGCAACACGCCAAGCCAAGCAAAAAAUAACUCAUCCCCCCAGGAAGAGGAAGUGAAAUGAUAAAGUCUACCACGAACCCACAGGAACAGCGUUUGCCACGCCCCGAGGAUCAGGAUCUGGAUCAGCAGCACCAGCAUCAGCCACAGCCACCACCCCCUACCACCACCACCACCAUCACCACCACUUCCGCAUCCUCCCCCACAGCUGCCACGCCCACAAGUCACCAAUCAACCGCCGCCAUGGAUACACUGAAAACCGCCUUUCUGCCCAAUCUCAGCAUGGAUCCCAAUGUGCACGUCAACCCGCACUACUGUCCCAUGUGCCACCAGCAGUUCGAGCGGGCCCAACACGCCGCGGAACACAUGCAGCUGUGCCACGGGAUAACGAUAAACGCCCAAGGAGCCAUCACCACGCUGGAGGCUGCCCAGCAGCAUCAGCAACAACAGCAACAGCAACUAAAGCCUCCCACUCAUGCGUGCUUUAACUGUGAUGAGAAAUUCGGUAACGCCGUGGAGCUGGACGAACACCAUCGACUGGCCCACCAGGCGUCCGCCUUUCUGGCCCGCUGCCUAGUGUGUAGCAUCUACUGCGUCCACUCGGCCACGCCACAACCCAAUGAAUACAAGUGCGGGCAGUGCGGAUCCGUGUGCACCACUGCGAUGCUGGCUGCCGGACAGCAGAGCUUUAUGGAACAGCAGGAGGCACAGGUGACGCCGGACGAACAGCUACCGGCGAUGGCGCCGCGUGAUAUGAGACUGACGCCCGAGGAGCAGCACCAUCAACAACAGCUGCAGGCGGAGCACCACCACCAGCAACAUCACCAACAGCAGCAGCAGGAACUGCUGGAUCAACAGCAACGGGAACUGCAGGAGCAGGCCCAACUGCAACACCACCAGGACCAGGAUCUCGCCGGCGACCAGGUGGCGCUGAAGGUGCCUCCGCUCACAGUUAAGCUGAAUAAGAAUGCCAAUGGUGCCGCUAUCGUAGCCCAUCCGCAGGUGAUCAUCAAAGAGGAGCCGCUUAGUCUGAGCGACAGUGGGGAUGUGGUGAACGCCGUGCCCGUUUAUGCCAUACAAGCGAAUCCAGGUGUUACGGCGCCAACUACCUCCAGCGUUCUCGUGGGCACACAAACGGUGCCCGCCGACCUGGCGCACAAGAUCCGGCACAAAUGUCCGGACUGCCCGAAGACCUUCAAGACGCCCGGCACCCUGGCCAUGCACCGAAAGAUACACACAGGCGAAGCAGACGCCACGCCCAAAGAACGCCCCUACACGUGCUCCUACUGCGGCAAGUCCUUCACUCAAUCGAAUACACUAAAACAGCACACUCGCAUACAUACAGGUGAGAAACCAUUUAGAUGUGGCUAUUGUGGCAGGGCGUUCACUGUUAAGGAUUACCUGAACAAACAUUUAACGACUCACACGGGAGAGAAACCGUUCCAUUGCGGCUACUGUGAGAAGUCCUUCAGCGUGAAGGACUACCUAACCAAGCAUAUACGGACACACACCGGCGAAAAGCCGUACACCUGUCCGUAUUGCGAUAAGCGCUUCACCCAGCGCAGUGCACUCACCGUGCACACAACCAAGCUGCAUCCGCUCUAGGGCAGGCCGUUUGGUGGCCGCCAGAUUCUCGUCGAUGCUCCUCCAGCGGCUCCAGCGGAUUCCAGCGAAGCUGACGUUAAAGCCAACGCCAAAGCAACCGUAAGCGAAGUCCAAGCCAACGCCGAUGCCGAUUCCAAUCCAAAGAAGCCGGAAAGGAGCACCAACGGGAGUGGAACCGGAAACAGCAACCAAAAUGAAAGACCUUUUCAAAGACGAGACACACACUCACUUGAAGUUAACUGAAAAAUAAAAAAAAAUAAUAAGAAAGAAGAAACUGAAGCGGAUGCAACGCAAUCAACGACUGGCAAAUCUCUUCACAGUGCUGCUAGAUAUUAAAUUAGAUUUUCAUUUCGGUAUAACAGACGCAAAAUCAAAAUGUUUUACUAAACUAGCGUACUAGCGUACCGUUCUUAGUAUGUUUAAGUUAAAUGCAAACGAUUUUUGACUUUUGAUUAUUAUUAUUUGGUUAUGUAGAUGUUUUGCAAUUUUAUUUUUAUACACAACCCUAUGUAUAUCGUAUAUUAUAUAUUUUGUUAUUCUAUGAGAUUUUAUGGUGAAUCCUUAGCGCACACUCACACGCGCCACGGACUAUACACACAUACACGCAACACACACACACCCAAGCACACAACAAACAUUUAAUAUUUAUACAAAAAAAAAAACUAAAGGCAACUAUCUUUUAAUCCUACAAUGUGGCAAUAUUAAUUUUAUUAUUCUUGAAAAUUGUUUUUAUAUAUUAUUUGUAAAGAGAUAGAAAAACAGAAUUAAGAAAGCAAGGUAAAAAACUCAUGUCUACGCGCAAACUUAAAUUAUUUUUUAAAUUAUAUACAUUUAUAUUAUUUGAACUCAAAACAACACAAAAUUAUUUAUUUACAAACAAACAAAAACAACAAAAAAAUAUUUUCGAAAUUUUAACUCAAAGUGAAAAAUGGUGAUUUCUGAAUAAUUUGCACACGAGCAGGAUCUCGUUUGUUUUGGCUUUAAACAAAUUAUUUACUUUUAAUUAACUAAAUGAUUUAAUCAUUUUAGCUUGUUUUUAUUGAAGAAUGUUAACCUUUGUUUAUUUUUUAAAUUAUUUAAGUUAAAAGCGCUGCUUUUGUUUGUUACACUAAACUUAACAGUGAGAUUGUAUAAAACUAAAAACUAAAACUAAAAAACUGAAUACGAAAAAGAGAAAAACCACAAAAAUAACUAAGAAAUUAAUUUUACAAAAUUUGCAUUUUUUUAACGCAAGACAAAAAGUAUUUAAGGAAAAUUAUAAUGAGAAAUCUACGCUAAACGCAACACAGCUUUACGCGCCAAACUAGAAGAUUAACAUAACAAUCUAUUGAUAAUUGAUAAUUUUUGAUAACUAUAACGAUAAAGAAUUGUUUUUGUAAUGUAUAUAAAAUAUUGAUUCUAAACUUUUGACUAUUACUUAAAAAAAAGAACGUCGUUUUUUAAAACCGAGCAACAAAGCGAUUACUUGCAAGAGUUGUACGUACUAAACCAACUAAAACUUAAACUAAAACUGUAGCAAAACCAAAACCAUGUACAUUUUUAUAACAUAGUGUUAUAUAAUUAUAAAGUAUACAAAUAUGUAAACCUGUAUGUAAUAAUGAUGCAUAAUACACUCAAACAAAUUGUCUACCUAAACGGCACAUAGCACAGCAACAAACGAUGCGCAGCGCAUGUAAAACCAAAAUAAAUUCUAAGUACUAAAAUAUUGUAAUUUCUUAAGUUUUAAAUAAACCGAAAUGAGUUGACGAUCAAAAGCAACAGGCAAAAAAAACCAAACUCCGCAUAAAAUCGAAAGCUUAACUAACCGCAACACUAAAUGAAUACAUAUGAUAAAAUGCAGCGCUAAGUGAUUACGAAUGAAUGGCCGCAUCACGAAACUAAUCAUACGUACUAAAUACUGACUAACUAUUAGAUCUUAUCCACGAAGCCAGACAACAGACACACAGACAUUGAAUACACGAUUGCAAAAAGUGAGUAACUAGAACGUAAUGUGUAAUUAAAGCGAAAUAAAUUAAUAUACUUGAAUAGAUAUUACGAUUAUGUAUGUAUGUAUUUGCAAUCUAAAUUUACGAGACAAAAUUAGCAAAUAUUCGAGCAAUAAUUCAAUUUAAUAUAUAAACGGAACUAUAUAUACAAAAUAAAGUCCAACCAUGUAGAAAGAUUAUAUAUGAAA